AUGAGAGACAAUAUAGAGCAUGACGAUGUGAGGCUGGUGGGAGGAGGCAGUCGCUGUGCUGGUGGAGUGGAGCGGUACGACCAGGGAGAGUGGAGGAUUGUGGGAGCUGGAGUGUGGAACCAGAGGGAUGUAGCUGCAUCUGUGCGGCUUGUGGAUGGAGCUGGUCUCUGCUCUGGGAGAGUGGAGGUGAAGUCCAAUCAGUCCUGGGCCUCAGUGUGUGAAGCUGACUUUGACCGGCAGGAUGCAGAGGUAGUCUGUAGGGAUGUUGGCUGUGGGGCUCCUGCAGCUCUACAGGGGGGGCUCUAUGGAGAAGGUGAGGGUCAGACCUGGGAUAAAGAGUUCCAGUGUAAAGGCAAAGAGUCCCUUCUCCUGGACUGUGACACCUCAGACAGAAAACACAACACCUGCCUACCUGGUAAUGCUGUUGGACUCACCUGCUCAGAGCCUGAUGAUGUGAGGCUGGUGGGAGGAGACAGUCGCUGUGCUGGUGGAGUGGAGUGGUACGACCAGGGAGAGUGGAGGACUGUGGGAGCUGAGGACUGGGAGCAGGAGGAUGUAGCUGCAGUAGUGUGUAGACAGAUGGGUUGUGGCUCCACUGUUUCAGUACUACCUGGAAACACCACUAGAGGGUUUGGAGUUGACUGUGAUGGGGAUGAAUCUGCACUGAGGGAGUGUAGAAGAACAUAUGAUCUCCUUCCUGGACUCACAGUGAUCUGCUCAGAUCUCCUGGUCCAGCCUGAUAUCUUCCUGACUGACUCAAUGGGAGGGGUCUCCAGGGGCCACCAGGGGCCUGAGAUGUUAUGGGGCCACAGCUUCACCAUCACCUGCUCCACUCAGCCACAGUACCCAGGAGGCUCCUUCCUCCUCACGUUCACCGGCUCCAAAAGAACCCAGACCCAGCCAGCUGUCAAUCACUCUGCUGCCUUCCUCUUCCCUGCUGCAGAUGACUCCCACCAAGGGAACUACAGCUGUGUUUAUGACUAUUAUGUUUUCUCUCAUAACUUCUCCUCUGAGAGUGAGCUCCUCUCCCUCACCAUCACAGGUAACUGAACAUG
Oncorhynchus mykiss (rainbow trout) is the source of this 1055-nucleotide messenger RNA. NCBI's taxonomy places the organism in Eukaryota, Metazoa, Chordata, Actinopteri, Salmoniformes, Salmonidae. The record is from RefSeq and is a predicted model, not a curated record.